GAGGAAAUUUUCCCCCACAAAAACAUACUUUAAUCAGCUUUUAUUAUAAAAUUCUCCGCCAACUCUAGUAAAAAUGAGUACAAAAUCAUCAAACAGUUUAGACACAAGGGCAGAACUUGCAGAAUUGGUGAAAAGGAAAGCAGAGAUAUCGGAAACCCUUGCAAAUCUCGAGCGGCAAAUCUAUGCAUUCGAAGGAUCCUACCUGGAGGAUACGCAGCUGUAUGGGAACAUCAUUCGAGGAUGGGAUCGCUACCUGACAACGAACAAAACGACCAACUCGAAAGCGGACAAACGGAACCGCAAGUUCAAGGAAGCAGAACGACUGUUCUCCAAAUCGUCCAUCACUUCGAUGGCUGCCGUAAGCGGAUUGGUUGAUCCGAACGAUGUCAAGCAUGAUCGUCACAGUGAAUCGGAUUCGAUGACUAAUGAUGACUCGAGCGAUAACCAAAUCGGUGCCAUCAAUUCCAACUCGUCACUCACUUCGACUCACGAUACGUCGUCGUCUUUGAAAACACCGGCCAGUAAAGGGUUGAAUUCGUCGAAGAGCACCAUCGAGAAGUCGUCGUCCUUCCUGAAUCGGCCUGUUACACCUUCCAAAGAAGCCAACACCAGCUCGGUGAAAGAAUCGAGCACUCCGAGCAGUACCGCUAAGCACAAGGCAGCGAACGUGGGUUCGGUGAAGAAGAACAGUUCGAACAAGAAGGUACGUCAUCGCUAAAUGGGUAUUUGUUUUCCGGUGGGGCAUUCAUACGGACAGUCGUUCGAGGUAAGGCACUUACUUAUUCACCUACUCAUCUUGUAUAGGAGGGUCUGUACAUUUCGAGAUUGCCACUGAAUUUCUAGUAUAUUAUUUGUGCUUUUAUGUUUCCUC
Molecule: messenger RNA, 871 nt
Organism: Ochlerotatus camptorhynchus
Lineage: Eukaryota; Metazoa; Arthropoda; Insecta; Diptera; Culicidae
Gene: Eaf6
Product: chromatin modification-related protein EAF6/MEAF6
Exons: 3
Coding region: 74-718 (214 amino acids)
Cellular component (GO): NuA4 histone acetyltransferase complex
Source: RefSeq, a predicted model, not a curated record